Molecule: messenger RNA, 432 nt
Organism: Durusdinium trenchii
Lineage: Eukaryota; Dinophyceae; Suessiales; Symbiodiniaceae
Source: the annotation of a GenBank genome assembly
AUGAUGAUGGUUCAAGUUGUGCCUGUCUUCGUUCAAGUGGUGCCAGGUGCACCGAUGGAGCCGGCGGAAGUGGCCCCGGCCAUGGAAGACGUUGAGCAACCCUUCAGUGGGUCGCCCCCAGGGGAAGGCGAAGGCGAAGAGAGUUCCAGCUCUGAAACCGCCAACGGGUUGGUGGGAACAGUUUGGGAAGGGAUUUGGGCUAUCAAGACGUUGCUCUUGGGAGAGGAGGAGUUGUUGCACUCCAAUUGGGGAGUGGAGGAUCGGAAGGCCAUGGUCAUCGCCUUGCGCGAUUGGGCGAUGACCUCCGUGUGGGCCAUCUGGAACUCUGCAGUCCAAGAUCGGUUGCAGGGAUCCAAGAACAGGCAGAGCCAGCGGCUCCCAAGGCUUCUGGAGAAGUGCGCCCAACUUCUACGACCUGCAAGGCUUGGGUAG